GAAUACACACUUUCUCCACAAUUCUUGAAGCUCGAAGGUCGCAAGGGGCGCGCGCGCAGAGAGAGACAGAGAGAGAGAUGGCCAUGGAAGCUGAAAAGGUUGCAGAGCUAAAGGGCUUCGUGAAGGAGUGCCAAUCCAACCCCUCGAUUAUACACAACCCAUCUCUAGCGUUUUUCAAAAACUAUCUCCAAAGCCUUGGCGCUCGAAUUCCACCGGCAGCUCCCAAAUCAGAUAAGGAGGAUAUAUUAGAGGAACCUCUUGAUGCAAAAAACCCCAACCUGUCAAGUGAUGAUAAAUCAGACGAGGACAUUGUUGAGUCUGAUGUUGAGGUGGAUAACACUGAUGUUGUGGAUCCUGAUUAUGAUCCUCCACAGAAGAUGGGAGAUCCCUCUAUUGAAGUUACUGAAGAAAAUAGGGAUGCUGCACAAAUAUCAAAAUCACAAGCCAUGGAUUCAAUCUCAGGAGGUAAGCUGCAGGAAGCCAUAGGUCAUCUUACAGAAGCCAUUAUGCUGAAUCCAAGUUCCGCAAUACUGUAUGCAACUCGAGCUAGUGUGUACGCGAAACUUAACAAGCCAAAUGCAGCAAUGCGUGAUGCUGAUGCAGCUUUGCAGAUCAACCCUGACUCAGCAAAAGGGUUUAAAGUACGAGGAAUGGCACGAGCCAUGUUGGGCCAGUGGGAAGAAGCAGCAAGUGAUUUGCGGGUAGCUUCAAAGUUGGAUUAUGACGAGGAGAUUGGUGUGGCCCUUAAAAAGGUUGAACCCAAUGCACACAAAAUCGAAGAGCAUCGGAGAAAAUACGAACGCCUGCGCAAAGAAAGGGAGCUACGAAAAAUUGAACGCGAAAGGCAAAGGCGGCACGCUGAAGCCAAAGGUCAGGAAGCUGUGUCUGCCUUGAAAGAUGGGCAAGUUAUUGGCAUUCCCUCUGCUGGUGAACUGGAGAAGAUGUUAAAUGCUGCUUCAAGGUCAUCCCGUCUGGCAGUUCUGUACUUCACCGCAACCUGGUGCGGGCCAUGCCGUAUGAUCUCUCCUCUUUAUACAAGCUUGGCUGCAAAGUACCCCAAAGUUGUAUUCUUGAAAGUUGAUAUUGACGAGGCGAGAGAUGCAGCAGCACGUUGGAAUGUUAGCAGCGUGCCGACUUUCUUCUUUAUAAGGAAUGGCAAAGAGAUCGAUAAGGUAGUAGGAGCUGACAAAGGCUCACUGGAAAAGAAGAUUUCCCUCUACGCUGGCCAGCCGUGAUUCACUACUGAAAUUAGCAUGUUUUCAUAAGGAGUGUUGACUUUACUCAAAAUGGUUUGUGUACUUGUAGCCUCGCAGUUGUAUGGGUGCUACUAAUACACUUUGUAAUAGUUUGACAUGUAUAGGGACACUGCCUAUAAUUGAUCUUGAACCUCUCUAUGUGUACAUUUGUGUGACUCAUCAUACUGGUCUUAUCUUCUUGUCCUAAUGUUGUAUAUUUGAGCUUUGUGCAUAUAUGGGUUAUGGUACAAAUGCUGGUUUCUGAUUUAA
Molecule: messenger RNA, 1505 nt
Organism: Rhododendron vialii
Lineage: Eukaryota; Viridiplantae; Streptophyta; Magnoliopsida; Ericales; Ericaceae
Product: TPR repeat-containing thioredoxin TDX
Exons: 10
Coding region: 78-1235 (385 amino acids)
Molecular function (GO): Hsp70 protein binding; protein dimerization activity
Source: RefSeq, a predicted model, not a curated record